Molecule: messenger RNA, 725 nt
Organism: Phaedon cochleariae (mustard beetle)
Lineage: Eukaryota; Metazoa; Arthropoda; Insecta; Coleoptera; Chrysomelidae
Source: the annotation of a GenBank genome assembly
UUUGGGUGUGGACAAGGUUAUCAGUCACUAUAUAAAGUACAGAGUAAUUGCAAUAAACUGUAUCACUUGUUCCAUAUCAACAGAACAGAACAACAAUGAACUCUUUGGCCGUAGCUGUCCUUUUCGGCGUCGUAGCCUACGCUAGCGCUGGCGGUCUUGGUCUCGUUGGAGACAGAGGAGCCCUAGAAGGUGCUUUGGGAGGCCAAUGGAUCCCUGAUGUAGGACACGGCGGAAUCGCCGGAGCCGGAAUCGUGGGCGGUGGAGUCAGCGCCAAGGGUGCCCUUGAGGGAGCCCUAGGUGGACAAUGGAUCCCUGAUGUCCCAGUAGCCCACGGUGCCGCUAUCGCUGGCCCCGGACUCGGUCUCGGUCUCGGUUUGGGAGGAGUCGGACUUGGAGGAAUUGGUUUGGGACAUGGACUUGGUUUGGGUCAUGGACUCGGUUUGGGAGGCAUCGGCUUGGGAGGCAUUGGCUUGGGAGGCAUCGGCUUGGGAGGCGUUGGAUUGGGCGUUGGCCAUGGGGUAUCCCGAGGAGCUGUAGAAGGUGCUCUUGGUGGUCAAUGGAUCCCUGACACCCACGGCAAAUAGAUGUUUCGUUAGUGUUGAUAUGACUGAAUUUUGUGUACCUUUCUUCCAAUGUCUUUCUUUCUUUCUUUCUUUCGACUAUUGUCUUCUUGUAAAAUACUGUAUGAUUUCUCUCGAAUAAAUGUCGGUACCUCUCUACCUCUU